Messenger RNA from Nylanderia fulva, 2751 nucleotides. NCBI's taxonomy places the organism in Eukaryota, Metazoa, Arthropoda, Insecta, Hymenoptera, Formicidae. The record is from RefSeq and is a predicted model, not a curated record.
AUGACGGUGACCGAAUUGAAGACCGCUCUUCGUCAACGCGGACUGACCACGGACGGGUUAAAGGUCGAACUGAUAAAACGGUUGAACGAAUACGAUCCGAAUGUGUGGGGAGAGUUGGCGGAGACGCUGGGGGCCGCGCAGGGUGAGGACGGGGAUCCGGGUUGUUCGCGUCGGUCGGAUGGGGACGACGAGACACCGGCGGAGGACGAGGAGACUCGGGCACCGACGGCGAGCGUGGAGGUUCGAGCGUCGGCGACGAGGAUGGAGACUAGGGCGCCUGCGGCGAGCGUGAGGUCUCGGGCAUCGGUGGCGAGCGAAGAGGCUCGUGCACCGAGAGACAGGAGCUUCGCGGAGCAGGGCCUGGAGGACCAUAGCCUGAUGAGACGAGAGCUGGAGAUACUCCGCCGAGAGAGAGAGAGUGCUGGCGGAGAGAGCAACAGUUGCUGCAGCGAGAGCUGGAGAUUGGACAAUACUUUUUGGAGGUGGAAGCAACAACUGCAGUUAUUAAAGACCACCUACAAUCUGAACAAAAAUGCUACUCGCAUUUUAAUUAGUUCACGGUUGAAAGGACGCGCACUGUCGUGGUUCUACUCGAGGGCAGAAUACUUGGUGUUGAGCGUCGAAGAUCUGCUCAAGGAGAUGGAUCAGAUGUUUGAUCUGCGUCCGGGCAGGCUUACCAUGAGAAGGGAGUUUGAGUCCCGGACUUGGAAAUCAGGCGAAUCAUUUUGCGACUACUAUCAUGACAAAAUGAUCCUGGCGAAUCGAGUGCCGAUAGCUCAGGACGAAAUCCUGGACUAUGUGAUCGAGGGAGUGUCGGACCAGAGGUUGCGGAACCAGGCACGGAUGCUGAAUCUGGAGAGGGGAGCCGAUUUACUGAAGGCAUUCGAAAAGAUUCGAAUCGAUGGGGAGAGAACGAACGACAAAACCAGGAGGGACGGACAGAGGACUACCAACAGCAAAAGGACAGAGGCGACGACGGCUGAGGGAGUGCGAAGGUGUCAUCGUUGUCGCGAGACGGGGUACAUUGCAGCGUAUUGUAGGCGGACGUUACCGACUAGGAAAACGUGUUUCGUUUGCGGAUCGGAGGGUCAUUUCGCGCGGGAGUGUCCGAGACGUAAUCAAGCCUCAACGUCGGGGGCAUCGAAGGACGUGGCGCGGACUACCACGACAAAUAUGUUGCAUCCGGUCGAUCUUCCUAAGCCGUACAUGAUCCGUGUAAAGAUUUUGCCCGGUGACGCGAAAGAGAAAUGUACAUAUGUGGUGGACGCAAUGAUAGACUCCGGUUCGCCUAUUAGUCUGGUGCGCGACGACGUAGUUCCGUGCGAGGCGAGAUGCGACACGGCAAACGAACAGCCGUUCUGCGGGAUUAAUGGGUCGCGGCUGGAGAUCGAUGGUGCUUUCUUCGGUCAGUUGGAGGUCGGCGGGGUACGGGUCGGGAUGAAGUUCUAUGUGGUUCCUCGAAAGACAAUGGCUUUCGAUGUCUUGCUGGAGAGGGAUUUUUUAAACUGUCCGCGACUUCACGUUACGAUUGGCGAUACGUUUGAGAUCGCGGGGACCGAAGAGAAGAGCGCUAUAAACUCUUUAAUGCGCGUCGAUUGCGGCGGCGAUUCCAUUGAUCCGUGCGACGAAUUGAAAAUAAAUCCGGCGGUCGGCGGCGAGGUGGCCGCGCGGAUUUGCGGGGCGUACAAGGCGCAUUAUAUUAACAAGAUGCGAAUUGAGGAAAAUGCGCCCGAUUAUAAAAUGAUAAUUGCUCUAAAAAACAAACAACCAAUAAGUUCGCGGUCGCGACGAUUGUCCUUCGCGGAUAAGGAACUUCUACGCGAAAUUUUGGACGAUUUAUUGGAAAGAUCUAUUAUACAACCGAGUAGUUCUCCGUAUGCGAGUCCUAUAGUCUUGGUGCGGAAAAAGGACGGAGGGUGCCGUUUGUGCGUGGAUUAUCGAGAAUUGAAUAAAAUCACGAUACGCGACAAUUUUCCGACGGAAGUGAUAGACGAUAACAUCGAUCGUCUACAGGGAAAGGUGUAUUUUUCCAUCUUGGACAUGAAGGACAGAUUCCAUCAUGUCAGGAUGCAUGAAUCGUCCGUGAAGUACACGUCAUUCGUUACGCCUCUCGGGCAGUUCGAGUAUCUGCGCAUGCCAUUCGGGUUGGCGAACGCUCCACGGGUUUUUCAGCGAUUCGUGCAUAUGAUGUUCGAGGCAUUGAUCCGCGAAAAUAAGAUUCUAAUUUAUUUAGAUGAUUUGCUGAUCGCUACGAAAGAUCUAGACGAGCACAUCGAAAUCUUAUCGAGAGUGUUCGAGGUAGCAGGUGAGAAUCGAUUAGGAUUUCGACUCGAUAAGUGUCACUUCGCCCGGACGGAAAUAAAAUACCUGGGUUACUGCGUGAGUAGACACGGUAUCCGGCCGAGCGACGAGAAUGUUGCGUCCGUCGUUGACUAUCCGGUGCCGCGUAGCGCGAAGAACAUGCAGCAUUUUCUGGGGCUGGCGAGUUAUUUUCGCCGAUUUAUUCCUGGGUUUUCCCUAUUGGCGAAACCACUAUACGACUUGAUAAGAAAGAACGCGACAUUUAAAUAUGAGUCCUCUGAAAGUGCGGCUUUCGAGACACUGAAACGCCAUUUGUCGAAUGGACCGGUACUCGCGAUUUAUUCACCGCAGGCGGAGACUGAGCUGCAUUGUGACGCGAGUGCUAGCGGGUUCGGCGGUAUAUUGCUUCAAAAGCAAAGCGAUGGUUCGUGGCGUCCGAUCUCGUUUUGA